Cuscuta epithymum is the source of this 1904-nucleotide messenger RNA. The record is from the annotation of a GenBank genome assembly. NCBI's taxonomy places the organism in Eukaryota, Viridiplantae, Streptophyta, Magnoliopsida, Solanales, Convolvulaceae.
UUUUGCAACCCAGGAUAUUAUCAAAAAGGGAUGAGACGUUGGGCUGGGAAUGAGAUGGAGAUCUGCCUCAAGCCCUCAACAAGGCCACCCAGGAUAAGUAAUAUGAAUGUGGCAGCCUUAUUGAGGGAGGAUAGGUGUGAUUGGAAUGCGGGACGAGUUAGGGGUAUUUUUAAUAAGGAGGACUGUGAUAAAAUUUUGAGCACUUCGAUUAGCUUGAGGCCGAUGGAGGAUGGUUUUUAUUGGGUGGGAGAAGAAAAGGGGCACUACUCGGUGAAAAGUUGUAAUCAUUUGUUAGUUAGAGAAUAUCAACUGAGGAGGUGGGGUGGACUAGACCCGUAUGUGGAGGUUUGUUAUUCUUCCAAAAGUGAAGUUAUUUUUCUGGCAGCUUAUGUCUCAGAAUGUCCCUAUGGUGGCUAAGCUGAGAGAAAGAGGAGUGGAAGUUACUGAUAUUUGUAGCGUGUGUGGCAGGGAUGGCAAAAAUUUGUUGCAUUUGUUUUGUGAUUGUGACUAAGUAAAUCUGUUUGGCAGCUUCUGGGUGCUUGUUUCCAGGUGAGGGCACAAUGUUUUUAUGAGUGGGUAAAGUAUUUAUUUGAGGCAUUGAGAGUGGAGAAUUGCUGCAAAUUUAUUAUGGUGUAUGGGUGUGUGUGAAAACAAAGGAAUGAUAAGUUAUGGAAAGGAGUGGAGUUUGAGGCAAGCUGUGUUGUGAAUUCUGCACCAUCCUCUUUACGUGGUUGGAAAGGAGCGGAACAACCAGAGAGAAUAGCGGCAAUUUAGCAGUUCAACAGAGUGAAGGGUGGAAGAAACGGAUGCGGGUUGGAUAAAGGUUAAUGUGAAUGCGGCUGCUGACGAGCGUAGGAGUGUGAGGGCAUGGGGUUGGCUGGCUCGGGAUGAUCGAGGAAGGUAGGAUUAUAGCGGGAGGAUGUCAAUAGCUACUUGGACUCCAAAGGAAGUUGAAGCAUUGGUACUUAGGAAGGCGGUUCAGCGGACACAAGAAAUCGGGCGGCAGUGUAGACGCGAGUUUCUGUCCGGCCGCCGCCAUUUGGGGUGGUUCGCGGUGGAUUUUUUUGAUGAAAUUGUUUGAACAUCUUAUUCCUUCAGUCUAGUUUAUUCAUACCAAAAUUCAGUUUAAAAGUCAAUCGGAAAGACAUUCAAAUGAAUUCUUGAAAAUAACGGUGCAGUUAAAAACGCAGUUAUCUUCAAGAAUAAAUUUGAAUGUCUUCCUCAUUGAAUUGUUAGCUAAAAUUUGGUAUGAAUAAACUAGACUCAAUGAAUAAGAUGAUAAAAAAAUUUCAUCAAAAAAUUUCACCAGGAACCGUCCGAAAUGGCGACGGCCGGACAGAGCCUCCCAAAUAUGGGCUUAUUUAACCUUUUUUGGUAAGUACAUGGGCUUAUUUGCCCCUUUUCCCAAUUUCUCUUAUGUGGCUGUGCAAACGGAGGAAUCGAGAUGGUGCGAUGAUAGGUGCUUGGUGGCAGAGGUCCUUGCUAUAGCUGAAGCGAUCCGAUGGGCGGUUGAGGAAGGUCACACGGGCUUCUUGGUUGAAACUGAUUCUGCCAUGGCGUGGGAGUAUUUUGAAGGUAAUUAAGCAGUCGAGGAAAUGGAUGGUCAUCAUUCAAGAAAUUAGAUUGGAUUUGGUCAUACAAAGAGGGAAGGGAAUUGUGCAGCUCAUUUCCUUUCUCAAGCCCAAGUUAGAUAAGCAUAUAUUAUAAAUAAAACAAGCUAAAUCACCUCCCGAAUUUAGCUAAGCGGGCCUAUUGGAUGGACUUUAUUUUUUGGUAUUCCUUCUCUUCGAUUAUUGUAAUUUGAUCUAUUGUUUUCGUAUGUUUUGGUAAGAGGUUUGGUUUGGUCCCACUCUUGAUGUAUGCAAUUUUUCUUUUCCUAAUAAAAUAUGGUAAAUGUUCCCCGG